AACUGCAUCAAGACUAGAACAAAGGCUGGGAUAUUUAUGGGUUCUUGAUUGUUGAAAGCAAACUUGUUGAACACGUGGAGCUCCCUGGAGCAACGCGAGCUCCUUGAGCAUGGCGAGCUUGUCAGUGGAGGCUACAAUGAUUCCGCCACUGCCGACGCCGGGAAUUUGGCAGGCCAAGCGCUGUCCGCGUGUCGACGUGCCUUUCCCGGAACUGCCCUCCGAUGCUGACACGGAGUUGCCAUCAUGGCGCACCGGACUCCACAGCGAUUGGAUGCUUCGAUUGGGGGAGACCGUUUUUCAGAUUCAUAAGGUGCUCACAGGUCAUGGCCCUCGGGCCUCGGCCUUCUUGUGCAGUGCCUUCACAACAGGACAGCAGCUGGCUGGGCAGGCUACUUGUCUCGGCGACGGUGACUCUCCAGGCUUCCGAGUUCACGAGACGGAUCUGUCACACAUCCUACCAGAGCAGGUUUGGCCCUUCUUCAGCCAAGCCUUGGAUUACAUUUAUUCGGAGGAGUUGGUUCUCAAUGAUGAGAAUGCCGUGCCACUUCUGCGGUGUGCAGAUGCAUUGCAGAUCAGAUCGCUUUUCCUUCGGUGUGUCGAGGGCAUCAACGAGAUCCUCACGAUUCCCUCAGCACCGAGGAUUCUCUCCGACAGCGUUUCAUUGCUCGGUGGUCCACUGGCUGACCAGAUCAUCAAAGCGACGUCCGAUGUGAUAGCCGAGCAUUUUGAUGAGUACGAGGUGGAGAGCCUUUUGCGCCUUCCACCUGCUACAUUGUCGCAGAUUCUGCGCCGGGACGACAUUUCCAUCGUGCAUGAAAAUGAGAUCUUCGAUUUCGUGGUGGAAAUGGCCAGCUCCCUCAUCUCCAGUGGGCGAGGUGACGAGGCUCAACAGCUGUGGCAGGCGAUCCGCUUCGGUGCCCUUUCCAACAACUACAUGGUGAGGGCCGCCCAGGUUGAGAUGAUACCGAGGAUGACUUUGAUUUGGUCCAAGGUCCUCAACCGGAAUGGCAAUCACGCAUUGCAGGCCUUGAUGUCCGAGCAAUGCUUGUCAGAAGGGUGGCCCAUUCCUGCGCCUCCAAAUCCACGGAAGCCCUUUAAGGACAUGGUGUGUGCUGUCAUGUAUUCAGUGGACACCGAUGCACGCAAUGACCAAGAUGUAGAGCGCAACAUCACCGCUGCCACCCUGGUGGCGGAAGAGAUCGAAUUCCUGGGUGGCAAAGCCAUUCUGGAGAAUAUCUUCGCCAGGCCAACAUCUGUGCGUGACAGCCCUGACAGUGGAAUUGUCAUGGAACAGGUGGAUGUGGCCUUCGUCUUGGCACCCUGGACGCCCUCGGAGAAGCGCAUCUCGAGGCUCAUCAACUUUGUCGAUCAAGGUGGUGGUGCAGUGCUGCUCUCCUUCAUUGGUGGCCUGAGUAAGGGGGUUUGGCGAGAUUUGGAGUAUGAGCCACUGAUCACCGGCAAAGUUGGGGAUGAGACACCCUAUGAGGACGUGUAUUUAUCGAGUCCAACCUUCGCAUCCUUGGACGUGGGCACGAAGCGCAGCCAGGAUACAUUGAGCCGUCCUCGAAUCCUUUGCGGAGUUGACUCCAUCAAUGGGCGCCGGCGCAUCAAAUCUACACUGGUGGAGGGCGCGAAGGUGCUGGCCAAGUGGAGUGACGGACAGCCAUUGGUUGUUCAACAUCCUGAGAAGAAUGUCUUCUCGAUCUCACAGAGGGUCAGUCGCAUCUUCGAGCUUGAUGAUGAUCUUGGUCACGAUGACACUCUUCAACUUGUUUUGAACGUUAUGGUGCAGGCCGGAAAAGAAGCAAAGCGAUUGCGCGGCCUCCGGCGUGUGGCAGGUGCACGACAAGGAGGCCACAGUGAUGCAACCCUCACGGGUGGUGUGAACGUGUCCUUGUGAGUCGCCCGCCCAAAAAGCACCGCACCGAGACGCACCGAGUGAGUCGCCCCCUGCGAUGGGUGCCGCCAUGCUGCACAGCUGGCCCUGCGCUGCGCAGCCCUGUGCCUCAGGUGUCACUGUGAGCCUCAGAGCUGAGGCUGAAGUGGCGAAACCUGAAGUAGUGGCAUUGCAGAAAGCAGUAAACAGAGCACCCCUGUCCGUGGGCAAAGACUGCAAAGACCAAGCUCUUUGAUUCCAGAUGUCCUUUGUUUCUUGCUGAUGUGUCUGUGCCCACAAAAGAUGCUCGAGAGUUGAGCUUGUUCCAGAAUUUUCAUUGGACACAGAGUCCAAAGAUCUGCAAAGCAAAUGAAAUGUGCAAAAGGCGGGGUAAAAAUUGCCAGCCACAACAUGCCACAAUGCCACGGCUACUGAAGUAGCCUGAGUCUUUUUCUCUCAGAGAGUCUGUGCUGGGCAAGGAUGUCCCAGCUGUUUCGGCAGAGUCCAGAAUGUAGAGAGAAGCGCAAUACAGGAAGUUGGCAAGCAAAGCAUUGAAAUUGAUCCAAAAAAGAGCUGCCAUGCGUUGCUUCGCGCCUUUGGUCUGGG
Messenger RNA from Durusdinium trenchii, 2482 nucleotides. The record is from the annotation of a GenBank genome assembly. NCBI's taxonomy places the organism in Eukaryota, Dinophyceae, Suessiales, Symbiodiniaceae.